GCUGCGCUGGCUGUCUGCACUGCAGUGUGAGAGAAAGCUGUGGACGGGAAGCUGCAUCACACAGAAUGAUUGACAGCAUGGCGACAAAAAGCCACCCAGAAGCCCAGCUAGCCCUGCCUGCACGAACAGCAUUAUUCCAACAGAAGGAUGGUAAAACAUACAGAAUUCCUGCUCUAAUAUACAUCAGUGAUGGUCAGACUUUCCUUGCCUUUGCUGAAGAGCGCAGCACUCCAUGUGACAGUGAUGCAAAGGUGUUGGUCAUGAGGAGAGGAUCACUACAAAAUGGAUCCCUUAAAUGGUCUCCUGCCCAAACACUCUCUUCUGCAUGUUUGCCGGAUCAUCGCACCAUGAAUCCUUGUCCAGUCUAUGAGAGGAAAUCCAAAACCAUCUAUCUGUUCUUUGUCUGCAUAUUGGGCAAUGCCUCAGAGUAUGACCAGAUUUCUACGGGUAGAAACCAAGCACGGCUGUGUUAUGUCACUAGUACAGACUAUGGCCAAAACUGGAGCCAGUCAACAGAUUUAACAAAUAGUGUUAUUGGAGAUGACAUUUGCAACUGGGCUACUUUUGCAGUUGGACCAGGACAUGGUAUUCAGAUGAAAAGUGGAAGACUUAUCAUUCCAGCUUAUGUUUAUUACAUACAUUGUAGGUGUUGUCCCUUUAAUUUAAUGCUCUUUAAUCAAUUCAAAGUCAAGCCUCAUGCUCUAUCGUUCUAUAGUAAUGACUGCGGUAUCACUUGGCAGAUGGGAGAAAAAAUUCCAAUGGAAUCCUGCGAAUGUGAGAUGGCUGAGAUCAUAGACCACGCUGAUAAGAGUCAUUUGUACUGCAACGCCCGUAGUACACAUGGCUACAGAGUGGAAGCUUUAAGUGCGAGCAGUGGGACACAUUUUGACAACCCUCAUGUUGCUCAGAAACUCGUGGAGCCCUAUCGUGGCUGCCAGGGUAGUGUGUUGAGCUUCCCUGUGCCCGAGCCAUCAGAUGAAGCGGAGAAGAACCCAAAUGACUGCUUGAUACAGUCAGACACCAAAACGUGGUUACUCUAUUCCCAUCCAACUAAUAAAAAGAAAAGGAAGGAUCUUGGAGUUUACUUGAAUAAAUCUCCCUUAAAAACAUCCGGUUGGGGCCGACCAUGGAUCGUCCAUAAGGGUCCCAGUGGAUAUUCAGAUUUAACACAGUGUGGGGAGCAAUUUGCCUGCCUCAUGGAGUGUGGAGAGAAAAGUGAGAUUGAGGAAAUAGCCUUCGUGGAAUUUAAACUCAGCGAUUUAAUGUGCUCUUGAAAUGAUAAAAGAGUACUUACUGUGGGAUCUUUUAAAGGAAUAGUUCAUCCCAAAAUAUAUGUUGGCUUAAAGUGUACUCAUCCUCGGGCCAUCCAAGAUGUGGAUUAAUUUGUUACUUUGUCGGAACAGAUUUGAAAAAAAAAAAAACUGCAUUCUAUCACUUGCUCACCAAUGAAUCCUCUGCAGUGAAUGGGUGCCAUCAAAAUGAGAAUUCAAACAGCUGAUAAAAAUAUCACAAAUCCACAUGACACCAAUCCAUCAGUUAACAUUUUGUGAACCAAAAAGCUGUGUUUGUAAUAAACGAAUUCCUUAUUAAGAUGUUUUUAACUUCAGUCAUUUUGACUGAAUCAUAAGAGAAAUGUGCACAAAUCCGAUUCUAAAUAAAUAUUUGAAUGCUCUUAUCAGCUAGUUGGACUCUUAUUCUGACGGCACCUACGUAUUCACUGCAGAGGAUCCAUUGGUGAAUGAUUGAUGUAAUUCUAAAUUUCUCCAAAUCUGUUGCAAUAAAGAAACAAGUUCAUCUAAAUCUUGAGGUCAAGGGUGAGUACUUUUUCUGCUAAUUUCAAUUUUUGUGUGAACUAUACCUUUAAUGUUUGCUUUUGGGUUAGAUUGGCAUCUUUCUGACAGAUUAAACAGGAGAGAAAGCUUUAUAUUGAAUUCGGAUAAAUUUAUCUGAGGUGAAUUUACUGCAUCUCUUGAAAUGAUGAAACCGUUAUACAAUAUGUAAGGAAUGCUUUACCCAGUAUUUGUUCAUUUAUAGUAAGAAAAUUCCUACUACCCGUAUUUUUCGGACUAUAAGUCGCACCUGAGUAUAAGUCGCGUCAGUCCAAAAAUACGUCAUGAUGAGGGAAAAAACAUAUAAAAGUUGCACUGGACUGUAAGUUGCAUUUAUUUAGAACCAAGAACCAAGAGAACACAUUACCGUCUACAGCCACGAGAGGGCGCUCUAUGUCUUCAGUGUAGACUACAGGAGCACUGAGCAGCAUAGAGCGCCCUCUCGCGGCUGGAGACGGUAAUGUUGUCUCUUGGUUCAUUUCUCUCGGUUCAUGUCAAAUUAAUUUUGAUAAAUAAGUCGCACCUGACUAUAAGUCGCAGGACCAGCCAAACUAUGAAAAAAAGUGUGACUUAUAGUCUGGAAAAUACGGUAUAUGCUUGUUGACCUUAAUAGUAGGACUUUGUAUGUCACUGCUCAUUUAUAUGUCAUGUAGACUCUUUGCUUUUAACCUCUGAUUGUGUAGACUUUUUGAUUUUAUUUUGUUCUUAGUUGCACUGUAAAAAUGUUAUAAUCAA
Carassius gibelio (silver crucian carp) is the source of this 2564-nucleotide messenger RNA. RefSeq names its product sialidase-3-like. The record is from RefSeq and is a predicted model, not a curated record. NCBI's taxonomy places the organism in Eukaryota, Metazoa, Chordata, Actinopteri, Cypriniformes, Cyprinidae. Gene Ontology annotation, molecular function: exo-alpha-sialidase activity. Gene Ontology annotation, cellular component: lysosome; cytoplasm; membrane. Bases 66 to 1274 code for a protein of 402 amino acids. The transcript has 3 exons. Gene Ontology annotation, biological process: oligosaccharide catabolic process; ganglioside catabolic process.